Pteronotus mesoamericanus is the source of this 4694-nucleotide messenger RNA. RefSeq names its product papilin, proteoglycan like sulfated glycoprotein (gene PAPLN). Gene Ontology annotation, biological process: extracellular matrix organization; proteolysis. The record is from RefSeq and is a predicted model, not a curated record. The transcript has 26 exons. NCBI's taxonomy places the organism in Eukaryota, Metazoa, Chordata, Mammalia, Chiroptera, Mormoopidae. Bases 1 to 3723 code for a protein of 1240 amino acids. Gene Ontology annotation, cellular component: extracellular matrix. Gene Ontology annotation, molecular function: metalloendopeptidase activity; serine-type endopeptidase inhibitor activity.
AUGCAGCUGCUCCUGCUCGUGCCGCUGCUGCUGGCCCCGGCGCCCGGGUCUCCGGCUCCCAAGGUGAGGCAGCAGAGCGACACCUGGGGUCCCUGGGGUGACUGGAGCCCCUGCAGCCGGACCUGCGGAGGGGGCAUCAGCUUCCAGGAACGUCCCUGCUACUCGCAGAGGAGAGAUGGGGGCUCCAGCUGCGUGGGUCCUGCUCGCAGACACCGCUCUUGCCACAUCGAGAGCUGCCCCGACGGUGCCCGCGACUUCCGGGCAGAGCAGUGCUCCGAGUUUGACAGCCAGGAGUUCCAGGGCCGGAGGUACAAGUGGCUGCCCUACUACGGGGCCCCGAACAAGUGUCAGCUGACCUGCAUCCCCAAGGGGGAGAACUUCUACUACAAGCACAGGGAAGCCGUGGUAGAUGGGACACCCUGCGAGCCUGGCAAACGGGAUGUCUGUGUGGAUGGCAUCUGCCGGGUUGUCGGCUGUGACCACAGCCUAGAUUCGUCAAAGCAGGAGGACACGUGUCUGCAGUGCGGGGGCGAUGGCACGACCUGCUACCCUGUCACCGGCACCUUUGAUGCCAAUGACCUCCGCAGAGGCUACAACCAGAUCCUCAUAGUUCCCGUCGGGGCUACCAGCAUCCGCAUCGAGGAGGUAGCCCCCAGCAGGAAUUUCCUGGCGGUGAAGAGCAUCCGUGGUGAGUACUACCUCAACGGGCACUGGACAAUCGAGGCUGCCAGCGCCCUGCCCGCGGCCAGCACCAUCCUGCACUACGAGCGGGGCGCCGAGGGGGACCUGGCACCGGAGCGACUCCACGCCCGCGGCCCCACCUCGGAGCCCCUGGUCAUCGAGCUCAUCAGCCAGGAGUCCAACCCCGGGGUGCGCUAUGAGUACCACCUGCCCCUGAGCACCGCUCGUCGGGGCUUCAGCUGGAGCCACGGCUCCUGGAGCGACUGCAGCGCUGAGUGCGGCGGAGGUCACCAGUCCCGCGCAGUGUUCUGCACCAUCGACGGUGAGGUCUACCCUGAGCACAUGUGCCAGCACCAGCCACGGCCGGCCGACCGCCGCCCCUGCAGCCUGCACCCCUGCCCACAGACGAAGCGCUGGAAGACAGGGCCCUGGACGCCCUGCUCGGCCUCCUGCGGAGGUGGCUCCCAGUCCCGCUCUGUCUACUGCACCUGGUCCGAUGGGGCUGGCGUCCAGGAGGCCGUCGAGGAGGCCCAGUGUGCAGGCCUGCCUGGGAAACCGCCGACCACGCAGGCCUGCAACCUGCAGCGCUGUGCAGCCUGGAGCGAGGAGCCCUGGGGAGAGUGUUCUGUCAGCUGCGGUGCCGGGGUCCGGAGGAGGAAUGUCACUUGCCGGGGUGACGAGGGGUCUCUGCUCCAUGCCACAGCAUGCUCCUUGGAGGACCAGCCACCUCUCACUGAACCCUGUGUGCGUGAUGACUGUCCCCCACUCAGUGACCAGGCCUGGCAUGUAGGCGCCUGGAGUCUAUGCUCCAAGAGCUGCAGCUCAGGCACUCGCAGACGGCAGGUCAUCUGUGCCAUUGGGCCGCCCAGCCACUGCAGGAGCCUGCAGCUGUGGAAGCCGGCAGACGUGGAGCCCUGUAACACGCAGCCCUGCCACCUUCCUCCCGAAGUCCCCAGCAUGCAGGAUGUGCACACCAGCCUCAGGGCCCCCUGGAUGUCUUUGGGCCCUCGUGAGGCCCCUGCCUCAGAUUCCAGAGACCAGCGGUGGACGCCCCGGGAGCAACCCUCGGCUCGGGGUAACCCCAGAGGAGACCAGGGCCCCCGCCUGCCGGCUCCUGGCCCAGCCUCUUCUCUGCAGCAGUCCCCAGACCAGCAGCCCCUGUGGUCUGGCUCGGGGUCCCAGGACUGCAGACGCAGCCCCCACGGGUGCUGCCCCGAUGGCCACACGGCAUCUCUUGGGCCGCAGUGGCAGGGCUGCCCCGGGGCCUCCUGUCAGCAGAGCAGGUACGGGUGUUGCCCUGACGGGGUGUCUGUGGCCGAGGGGCCCCAUCAAGCUGGCUGUGCGAGGUCUUACGGCAGCGACAACAGCGGGAGCAGGCCGGGGUCGAGAGCUGUGGCCUCCACAGCCCGCCAGGCCCACCAGGACCAGGCCCAGCAGAGUGAGCCCAGUGAGUGCCGGGGCUCCCAAUUUGGCUGUUGCUAUGACAACGUGGCCUCUGCAGCAGGCCCUCUAGGGGAAGGCUGCGUGGGCCAACCCAGCUAUGCGUACCCCGUGCGGUGCCUGCUGCCCAACGCCCUCGGAUCCUGCACAGACUGGACCACCCGCUGGUACUUCAUCGCCUUUGUGGGCCGCUGUAACCGCUUCUGGUACGGCGGCUGCCACGGCAACGCCAAUAACUUUGCCUCGGAGGCUGAAUGUAUGAGCAGCUGCCGGGGGUCUCAACAUGAACCUCGCCAACCCUGGCUUGGGACUGCUGGCCAGAGCACCCACAGAGAUGGCAGUGGCAGAAGUCAUGGAAGCCAGCAGGAGGCCUUAGAACGGCCAAGGGGCCAGGAUCGGGGGCUCGUUGACACUGGACUGGGCGGAGAGGCGGGGCGGCCAGCACCACCCUCCCACGGCUCCUCCUACAGGGUUAGCUCGGCAGGCUCGGAGCCCUCUCUGGUGCAGGCGGCCCUGGGGCAGGUGGCGCGGCUGCUCUGCCCAGGUGGCACGUCCACGGACCCGCACACCAGGUGGCAGAAGGAGGGGCAGCCCAUCUCCUCCGACAGGCACAGGCUGCAGCCGGAUGGCUCCUUGGUCAUCAGCCCCCUGCGGGCAGAGGACGCUGGCACCUACAGCUGUGGCACCAGGCCAGGCCGUGACUCUCCGAAGGUCCAGCUUCGCGUCACAGGGGGUAGCGUGGCCGUGCUGUUUGAGGCUGAGACAAGGCACUACACGCAGACCAGGGACCCCACCCAGGGCCAUAGUCCUCAGGACCCCAGCCUAGGGGCAGGGGCAGGGGGCCCGGGCGCCAUCGCUUCCUCCCACCCACGGCCCUGGACCAGGCUGCGCCUGGACCAGAACCAGCCUGCGAUGGUGGACGCCCACCCAGGCCAGCGGAUCCGCUUGACCUGUCGUGCUGAGGGCUUCCCACCCGCAGCCAUCGAAUGGCAGAGAGAUGGGCAGACCCUCUCUUCUCCCAGACACCAGCAGCAGCCUGAUGGCUCUCUGGUCAUCAGCGAAGUGGCGGCGGAAGAUGGUGGCUUCUAUGCCUGUGUCGCCUUCAACGGGCAGGACCGAGCCCAGCGAUGGGUCCAGCUCCGAGUUCUGGGGGAGCUGACAAUCACAGGGCUGCCCUCUACUGUGACGGUGCCAGAAGGGGACACGGCCAGGCUUCCUUGUGUGGUGGCAGGAGAAAGCGUGAACAUCAGAUGGUCCAGGAACGGGCUGCCGAUAUGGCCCGAUGGCCACCGUGUCCACCAGUCCCCGGAUGGCACAUUGCUGAUCCACAACCUGCGGGCUAGGGACGAGGGCUCCUACACGUGCAGCACCUACCGAGGAAGCCAGGCGGUCAGCCGCAGCACUGAGGUGAAGGUGCUCCCGCCAGCACAGGCCACCCAGGAGAGGGACCCUGGCAGGGAUUGCAUCGACCAGCCGGAGCUGGCCAACUGUGAGCUGAUCCUGCAGGCCCAGCUCUGUGGCAAUGAGUAUUAUUCCAGCUUCUGCUGCGCCAGUUGUUCGCGUGUCCAGCCUCAUGCUCAGCCGGUCUGGCAGCAGGGAUGAAGGCCGGCUCCAGCCCCAGUUCCGAAACAACUCAUAGGGCUGGGGAGAAGGGCAGAGAGACUCUUGCUCUCCCCUCUAUGGCUGGCAAAGGGAGUUAUCUUCUGGAGACAGCGCCACCUCACCCCGCCUCAGCCAAAGCCUCAGCAGCAGCCGUACCAGCCUCCCUCUUGAGUCCCUAGCAGUGAUUGCAUUUCUGACAUGACCACAGGUCGCUGCUGAGUUGUCAAGAAGAUAAAUGUUUGGAUAAGGACGCCCUUUACUUUACAAAUUCCUUCUAUAACUUGUUACUCAGGAUCAGUUCACUGUUUUAAAACAAGCUACCAGAGUUCUCACUUCAUUUAAAGCUGGAUAGGAAGGUGCAUGAUGAUUUAAAGUUAACACCUCUCUAACUCCUGCUGUGACAGGGAAGGGCUCUUUGCUAGGACUAGACCUCAUCUGGGGUCACACAGCGGUGUAUUGCUCUAGUCUCUCCCACCCUUCUAGGUAGUGUAUAGCAACCAGCCUCAAACCCACCUGUGCAUGUGGUUAACAGCAUAAUGUUUGUGAAAGCUCUCAGCAAAGUGGAAGAUAUAAGGCUCAGUACAGGGAUUUGGGAUGUGAGAGUAGCAGCUGCAGUAUCAUCUGAGUGUGGAAGAACUGGGAGGGCUCCUUACUUUCAUCGGGAAGCUGGGGCUGGAAGCCCUCCUCCUGAGGCGGAUGCGCAGAGCUGGCUGUGAGGCUCGCCUCACGCCUGUGCGGAGCUGACCGACGGGCCUGCCCUGUGCUGGGACCAACAAGGGGCCUUUCCUCCUCAAGGAGGGAUCUCUGAAGCAAAUGUCUGCUGCCAGAUAAAAGCCAGACUAUUGAAAAUGGCACCAGCAAGAUGGGAGGACUGAUGGAGCGGGGUGAUGUAGUACGUGGCUUCAGAAAUGGCUUGAGUUGCAGAAAUCAAUCUUUAUCUCAGAAUUUCCAAUUCCCUACUGCUAAAAUAA